UCGUAUAUGUGUGUUCAUUUUAUAAGUUCUGUUCCCUGACUAAUACAGAUUUUGGUGCUGGGGAAAUGGUGUAUUACUGUGACAGGCCUGAUCAUGCUGUUUAUUGGAGAAAUAUGGAAGACUCCAAAGUCUUUAGGCUAGAAAAGCAGUUGGACACGUUAAGCAGGACUUAUUCCUAAUAGGAGCAUGGAAGACAGUGCUACUGAGGGCACUUCGGACUCAGUGGUACCCAGUUUAAGAAGUUUCAGAAUAUUAGAAUAUCCUGAAUAUUCUACAUGAAGAAUAUUAGAACAUGGCCUAGAGACCAUUCUUAGUAUAUUUUGGCAAAGAAUGUUUCUGCUUUCUGCACUUGUCAAAAAAAUGUGCCUGAGGCUAAUGUGCCUGAAGAGUUUUGGCAGAGGAGAUUUCAAGACAGUCUAGUAGUAUUCACCGUCAUGUAAUUAGAGUCUGUAGAUCUAUAAUGAAAAGGGAGCAGGCUGGACAAAGAGACACAGAGUGCUCAGUUUGAGAAGAAAAGGAACACUGGGAAGUAUAAUGGAACUAAGUUUAGUGCUCAAGGAGAUAAAAAGUUAAAGAAAAUCCUGAUGCUAAAUGGAAUAAAGGGAGUGCUGACCUCUGGACAAGACCUCACCCAGCUAAGCUUCCAGCUUCUGAAAAGGAAUUAAAGAAAAGCAUAAGCAGUGGAGGAAACCAUCAACAAUAGAAGGCUGAUACAAAUGUAAUUGAAGGAGUGGGCCAUAUACCAGCCCUAGCAAGCAGAAGAACUUGGCAGCUUCUGCCACAUGGUUCUGACUUUAGAGUCAGAGAGACAAGAAAGGGAUUCUCUCUGUGUGGCUAAGGAAAGCUGCUAAGGCUAGGGGUGUCCCUGCAUGGAGGCCCAGAGAGCCAUUAUGUGAAGCUAUAAAGAUGAAGCCUGGAUUAUGUUAAAGACCCCAAUAUGAUGUGGAUCAAAUGACAAAUUUGUGGGAUAUCUGCCAAGGAAAGCUGCAAAUCAAGUGUGGAACCAGCCCAAGAGAGAGAAGUAUAUUGCAGUCAACAUAGCUGAGUUUAGAGUUUGCCCUGCUGGGUUUUGAUGUCUUCGGUGCCUAAUAAUCAAUAUUUCCAGAUAUUUAUCAGAUAUUAAAUAUUUGCCUCCCAACAUCAAAGAUAGACUGAUUAAAAUAAUGAGCAUGCGGGGUCGGAUAACAGAUUCCAAUAUAAGUGAGGUGUUACAUCCUGAAGUCCAAAGACUAGAUCUGAGGAGCUGUGAUAUCUCAGACUUGGCUCUCCAACACCUGUGUAAAUGCAGAAAACUGAAGGCACUAAAUCUAAAAUCCUCCAGAGAACAUAGAAAUAGCAUAACUUCAGAAGGAAUAAAAGCUCUGGCUUCCUCCUGUUCAGACCUUCAUGAAAUUUCCUUGAAAGGAUGUUGCAGCAUCACGGAUGAAGGAGUCCUUGCUCUUGCACUCAAUUGCCAGCUGCUAAAGAUCAUUGAUUUGGGUGGCUGCCUAAGUAUCACUGAUGUGUCCUUACAUGCAUUAGGAAAAAACUGCCCAUCUUUGCAGUGUGUUGACUUUUCAACUACUCAGGUAUCUGACAGUGGUGUGGCUGCACUUGUUAGUGGACCAUGUGCCAAACAAUUAGAGGAAAUUAACAUGGGAUACUGUAUAAAUCUAACUGAUAAGGCUGUGGAAGCUGUCCUGACUGCCUGUCCUCAAAUAUGUAUACUUCUUUUCCAUGGCUGCCCUCUGAUAACAGAUCAUUCAAGAGAAGUCUUGGAGCAAUUAGUAGGAUCAAGAAAACUCAAGCAAGUGACGUGGUCUGUCUAUUGAUCUUCACUGAGGCUGAGCUCAGGAGCCUUCCCAAGACAUACUCUAUAAAUAUUUGCUUUUCCCUUAAUUUAACACUAAGUUAUUUUAUUGUCUUAGGUAAGCUGUAACUCUCAGAGAAUCAGUUCAAUCUUAUGUAAAUGUUUGUGCUUUUAAGUAACCAGACACAGCAUUUUAACACUUCUAUUAUCUCAUAUUUGUUUGAUGAGCCAUCUUUUCUUUUUAACAGUGAUCCUGGUAUGAACUCUAUUUGAUGGAGAAAAGGCUGGGUUUGUUUCUUUGAUAACAAAAGUUUCAAAUGAUUUACUUUUCAUUUAUAGCCCGUUCUCUGGUAUAGGUAUUUGAGUUAUUGUAAGAGACAUUAUGAGUGGAAUUCUAAAUAAAGAUGCUUUUAAAAGCAUAAA
This is a messenger RNA of Meriones unguiculatus (Mongolian gerbil), 2212 nucleotides long. It is a transcript of the gene Amn1, whose product is annotated as antagonist of mitotic exit network 1 homolog. Gene Ontology annotation, biological process: SCF-dependent proteasomal ubiquitin-dependent protein catabolic process. The coding region runs from base 1164 to 1811 and encodes 215 amino acids. Lineage: Eukaryota; Metazoa; Chordata; Mammalia; Rodentia; Muridae. Gene Ontology annotation, molecular function: protein binding. The transcript has 7 exons. The record is from RefSeq and is a predicted model, not a curated record. Gene Ontology annotation, cellular component: SCF ubiquitin ligase complex.